Molecule: messenger RNA, 5408 nt
Organism: Thamnophis elegans (Western terrestrial garter snake)
Lineage: Eukaryota; Metazoa; Chordata; Lepidosauria; Squamata; Natricidae
Gene: EGLN3
Product: egl-9 family hypoxia inducible factor 3
Biological process (GO): peptidyl-proline hydroxylation to 4-hydroxy-L-proline; cellular response to hypoxia
Cellular component (GO): cytoplasm; nucleus
Molecular function (GO): L-ascorbic acid binding; ferrous iron binding; peptidyl-proline 4-dioxygenase activity
Source: RefSeq, a predicted model, not a curated record
GCCGGGGCUCCACCCACGUGCCGCUGGCUGUAGAAGUUGGGAACACAUCCUGCACGUAGCAGACGUAUUAAAUCAGAGAGGGGGCCCAUCUGCUUGCCUUGGUGAAUAAAUUGGAAAGGAGUUUUGCCGGACGUGGCUCCCCAAAAAGGGGGAGUGAUCCUAUCAGCCCAAAAAAAGAGGGGGGGUGUUCACGUCUCACACUUAUCUACACCGAUAGCAAAGAGCUUCAGCAAUUGUCUGUCGACCAAGGUGUUCCUCUUGCAGUAGGUGGAAGGCAGCCCCCGGGGCCCCCGGGGAAGUGGUGGAAUCGCCCUUCAUUCCAUUCUUCAGUCUUGCUUGGGUCGCCAGGAGUGGCGAGGAGCGGAGACAGUGACCGCUGGUUGCACGGAACACCGAAUGUUACUUCAGCAAAACUUUUUGAGCGCUCCGCUUCGUUGCUUCCCUGACAGAUCAACUCCUGCCUGGCUGCGGUUCCCCAUCCCGACAUCUAAAGGGGUUAGAUAUUCUUUUAAGCGAGCGGCCGAUUCCUUUUGUUAGAAUAACCCGAUAUCCGAGCAGCCUCUGUGACCAAAUGCUCGAUUGCUCUUUUGGAUAUUAUUUAAAGGUGAGAAAUCAAUCGCAUUACUGAAAUGCCAUUGGGCGAUAUUAUGAGAUUAGACUUGGAGAAAAUCGCCCUGGACUACAUUGUACCUUGUUUGCGCGAUAUUGGCUUUUGCUACUUGGACAAUUUCUUGGGCGAGAUAAUAGGGGACUGCGUCUUGGAAUGUGUUAAACAGAUGCAUUAUAGAGGGGAGUUGCACGACGGUCAACUGGCCGGCCAGCGCCAGGGCAUCUCCAAGAGACACUUGCGAGGAGACCAGAUAAAAUGGAUCGCAGGCACCGAGGAAGGAUGCGAGGCCAUCAACUUUCUCUUGUCGCUGGUAGAUAGGCUGGUGAUGUUUUGUGGCAGUAGAUUGGGUAAAUACUAUGUCAAGGAAAGGUCUAAGGCUAUGGUAGCUUGCUAUCCUGGGAAUGGAACUGUUGUGCGUCAUGUGGACAAUCCCAAUGGAGAUGGGCGAUGUAUCACCUGCAUUUAUUACCUGAACAAGAACUGGGAUUCAAAGCUGCAUGGGGGGAUCCUACGAAUAUUCCCCGAAGGCAGGUCCUAUGUAGCUGAUGUUGAGCCCAUCUUUGACAGAUUCUUUUUUUGGUCAGACCGAAGAAACCCACAUGAAGUGCAGCCUUCCUAUGCAACAAGGUAUGCAAUGACUGUAUGGUAUUUCGAUGCAGAGGAAAGAGCAGAAGCCAAAAAGAAAUUCAGGAAUUUAGUUGAUGCAGGAAAGACAGAAGCAGUUCUCGGUGAAGACUGAAUAACAAAUGACUUGAUACAAUUUUUGUAUAAUGAUAAUUUUCAGACUAUUUGCAAGCAAUAAGAUCCAAAGAUUACAUGGUCUGUUUUUUUUGAUUAUCGGAUAUUCUUCAAUGCACUAUUUUUGACAUUACCUAAUGUUUGCAUAUUACCACGAUGGUACUCAUGACAGCUUCCAAUCUCUUCUAUUUGGCAUAAGCAUCCCUCUUCUCUUCUUGCCUUUGAAUUGAAGAAUACCACCCGAAUGAAGAAUAUCACCAAGUCUCAUAUGAUAUCAAGUUGAAGAUGGCAAUACUAGUAAUAAAAUACUAAACAUUUGAAACAAUUGAGGAACCUGAGUCUAUUUGCACUUUAGUUACAUUUUCUGGUUCGGUGGAAAGGAACUUUACGAAGGAUCCUCACUGGCAGGUUACAGAUGAGCAACACAAGCAAGCCAAGAUGCAAACCAGAACUGCACACUUGUCAGGAGCCAAAUUCAUUGUGUCAGUGCAGAGCAUUUGAUGGUGUGCCUCAUCAUUUUGCUUACAGACUAUUAUUGGCUUAUUUGGCCUGGCUCAUUGCCAAAUCGAAGCCUCCCACUUGCCAUAAAAUUGCCUGGAUUUUAUCCACAUUGUUCAAGCCAAGCAACAGCAGUUCUAUCACUUUGCCUUUUUAGAGCUCCCAAACAGAAGUGGUAGUCGUUGUGCACCUACCUGUAGUGUUCUUAAAAAAUAGUUUCUGCGUGGGGUAGCUCUGGGAAUUAUAUUUAUUAUCACUUAAAACUGUUUUGCAAAAUAGCCAACCAGCCUCACCAGCUCCUGCCCGUUACAAACUUUGGGAAAUGUUGAUGGCAAGCUAAGAGCAAGUAUGCCAAGAAAUCAUCUAAUCAAAUUUCAUUUUCAUUUUAAUAUUUUUCAACUGAUCUUCCACUAGUCACAUAUUGCAUGUGACAAAAACUGAACUCCGGCGAUUGUUAAGAUGGGCUUGAUGACUAACUAGCUGUUGAAGAGACAUAGAAAGCCAUGUCCAGCUGGCUCUUAACUGUUACACGGGAAGCAUUUUCAGUGGCCACUGAAAAUGACAUGUAAACGGGCAUUUGGUUGUGGUGAAAAUUUCACAUCUGUUAUAUAAAUGGGGGCUAAGAUUGUACAACUGAAUUUUAGACCUAAUCACUGUUGUUUUGGAACUCGUAAGAAAGUGUGCUUUGAACUGUAAACUUACAACUCAGUCUUGAGAUUUGAAAUGCCAGCAAAAUAAAUAAUGUGUUAGAUGGGAUACUCCAGUUGCUAUACAUAUGCAGUGUCAUAUAGCAUGAAUCUUGGAUGCACUAUGAAAAUAUUUAAGAUAAGAUUCAUAGAUCUGUAUUGUCAGCACGAGGUCAGGACAUAGGUUGCUAUCAUGAUGUACUGUAUUGAGAUUACAAAUACAGAUAUAAAAUGUGGUCCCAAAUGUCACUUUGCUAGCGAUAAAUUCCUGCAUUGAAGCUAUGGGUUUUACAGAGAGAGAUUAUGAAGCACACACUUUCUUCGAAUGUCACUUUUUCAAAGAAAAGAACCUCUAAUGAAUAAACUUAGUAGCAAAUGCACUUAGACAAAAAACAUUGUUUUCAUCAAAAUAUGCAAUGAAUGAAUGCAAUUCAGUCCUUUGAAGUUAAUUGCUCAUUUCUCUGUAGUCUCUAGCAAUGUUUUGAAUAUGGAGACUGCAUUUGUUCUUCCAUGUGUCCAUACUUUCCUCCGGAUUCCAUUUUGAUACUUCCUUUUCAUUCCAAUUAAAACUUUUUGGUUCGGUUUUGGCUAUUAUGGCUUUAAACAGGAUGUCUGAUACAAUAUUUCCUUGUAUUUUCUGGAGACAUGGAAGUCACUUCCCCAAAAUAAGAGCCACAGAAUAAGGCUAGUAUAUUUAGGAAUAGUGCAGACUAAGUCCAAAUCCAACUGAGAGUAUUUUUUCAACAACACAGUAUGUAUAAAGCAAUACAAUAUCUAACAAAAUAGCAAUUGUUUACUUCAGGAAACAAAGCUCUCCUGUCUGCAUUUGAUGUCUGAAUUUUAAGGCACUCUAUGAUGAUUCCUUUUCUUCUUAAAUAUUCCCUUGAAUGUUCAUCUUUGAUCACAUAGUUUUAUACAUGGAGACUUUAUGAUGUGUUUUUCUUGUAUAAAAUUUCAGGAAAAAACGGUCAGCUUAAAUUUGACUUGUGCAAAAUAGACUUAAAAACUAAUUGCUUUCAUUUGUGCUAGUGAGUGAUUUCCCCCCUCCCCUUUCUUGUGUAAAGAGCUCAUCAUUGGAAGGAAAAUUGUGGCUAUAUACACUUGGAAUCAGGAGAAUUUUAUAGGCAUCCAAGUGAGAUUUUACAAAUCAAAAGACCAUAGUAUUUAUUUUAAAAAAACAUGGAAAGCGUCUGGUAGCAUCUUAAAAAUUGAUAGGGAUUAUAGCUUGACUCUCCUAGACGACAGUUGACUAUAAUAUUUUUGUUCCUUUUUGGCUGCCGCAGACUACGAUACCUAACCUUCUAGAAAUCACCUGAAAGAGUAGCAGCCCAAGCAUGCUUAUUUCUAUUCUAUGUUACAGCAUUCAAGUCUCAAAUCUCAAGAACAGAAAAAGAUGUUUGCUCCACGGCUACUCAGUACAUCUUAUUGGGAAGGGAACAGUUGAAUCAUGAAGUGGAAGGCAAUCGGAGAAAAUUCCUGGUCAGGAAAUGGGUGAUGCCUGCCUUGCCAGUUGCUAAGUCUAUUCAACCAUAACCUUAAAGCAGUGGUUUCCAAACUUGGCAACUUUAAGACUUGUGGACUUCAACUCCCAGAAUUCUCCAGCCAGCUCUGCUCCCAGAAAUCUGGGAGUUGAAGUCCACAAGUCUUAAAGUUGCCAAGUUUGGGAACCACUGCCUUAAAGGAAUCCAUCAUCAUCUCAAUGAUGCAUCCUUGAAGAGAUAUAGUAAAAUAUAUAAUUACUGGGAAUUUAGUACUUUGUUACUAGAAAUAAGUAGGAAUGCAGACUACUAUGUCUGAAAAAACAAAGAUUUGUUUGCCUAGGUCAGGAAACUUGCAUAGCAUUCUUCAGUUUCCUUUCAUUUGGAAAAAAAACCUCUGAUCCACAGUAGCUUCUUCAAAGGAAAAAAACCCACACACCUCAUAACUCCACAUUCUCUUUCAAGAAAUAGGUGUUUGCGUGUGACAAAAUAAACCCAUUUCUGAUUUCCCCACAAGAUUAUUGCAAUCAGGCCUAUUUUCUCAUUCACCUAAUUUUUUAAAAAAAUUAUUUUUAGUAUUGUUCUAAAUUUGCUGUAGACAAAAUAAUGGAGGAUUCCUUCAUAGUGACUGCUUGUCUCUUGAAAGAGAAGAAAUUGGGUGACAGUUUCUGUGUAACAUGGUAUCAGGUUUUUUUUAUAGUUGGGGGGAAAAGUCUUAUCAAUGAUAGCUGAACCCUUCAACUGCCUAAGCAGUUUAGAACUUGAAAAGCUAGUGUGAUCAUCAAUUGGCUGUGAUUAUAGUGGUAGUGAAAUGUUAUUUACCUGUUUUAUUACAAUGUUUCAUUGUUUUAUUUAUGCAGAAUGAUUAACUUCCAGAUUAUUGCAAAAACAUUUAUUUUAAUGGUUCUGAGUGCAUUUUCAAUAAGUAGACUGUUAAGGAAUUGUCAUAGCGCAGUUCCAAUGAAGUUAUUGGAUCAUCAGGAAAAAUGUUGAUUUGGCUAUUUAUAGUUUAAGGGCCAAAGGUACUUUUAUUGCCUUUUUCUUGUCAUGACUCAAGGCACCUCUUGGCCAUUGGGCUUGAAAAGUGUGCUUGGGCAAAAGUGAAGAGUGAAAUCAUUUCAUUUCAUUUAUAAAUAAAUAAACUAUGAUGACUAUACAGUUUGGAGUCACAUCGAGGGCUACUGUUCAAUUCUACAUUUCAUGGAGUGGCAAGAGAAUCCUUUUUGUGAAAACAAAAAGCCGUCACAUUGCACCCAUUGUUAAGUUGUCAGGAUUACAGCUUUCUAGGAUUAGUUUAAUAGUCAAUUUAAAUGCAAUCCAACAAUUAUCACACCAGACUGAGUCCUGUACAAAGUCAUUUUAAAAAAAACUAUUUACUAUAGAAAAAAGUUGGGGGAA